This is a messenger RNA of Thlaspi arvense, 381 nucleotides long. Lineage: Eukaryota; Viridiplantae; Streptophyta; Magnoliopsida; Brassicales; Brassicaceae. The record is from the annotation of a GenBank genome assembly.
AUGACGAUUUUGGCACAGAUAAAGAAUACAGGAUCGGAAUGGGACCGCGAGUAUAUAUUGAGCAAUUCGGAUCAGGUUAUGUUCAGUGUGAAUCAUGGUGGGUAUUGGGUGAAGAAUCAUGUGGGAGAUGUUGGUUAUAUUUCUGGUUAUGUGAUUACAUUUGAGUGUGACCCUGAGGAUUUCUUCACGGCGUUGGCAAAUGAGAUGGGCGAAGGCAACAGUUUCUACGGCCACCAUAUGUGGUAUAAGCUGCCGUUUAGAGAUAAUAAGGAACGAAAGAGAUUAAAUGGUGGUGAAUCGAGUUUUCAGAGGAUGUGUGAAGCGGGGAAAGAGAUGAUAGAGUCGGAUAUGGAGUGGCUUGAUGGAUAUGGUGCGAUUUGA